Molecule: messenger RNA, 411 nt
Organism: Symbiodinium sp. CCMP2456
Lineage: Eukaryota; Dinophyceae; Suessiales; Symbiodiniaceae
Source: the annotation of a GenBank genome assembly
AUGGUUGCAAUCUGGGUUGGGCUCGUCCUGCGCCAGCUUGCCUUGCCCAUGCCAUCAUUAGUCGACGACACCUUGGCCGAGCUGGGCCACGCAAACAAGGUUCUGGUCAUGAUGGGUUUGGGCAUCCUCCUGAAACUCAGGCUUCCCAAGGCUCAGCGAAGACAGCUGGCAGAGCUCCUGUCUCUGCGCUCUGCGUUGGGUUUUGCUGCGGCAGCUGGCACCGCCGCUCUGGGACAGCGGCUGGGUGCUGCGUCCCUGGUUCAGACGGUUUGCGUCAUGGCGCUUUGCUGCCCUAUCCCAGCAGUCUCCGUGCAGUUCGCGCUGGAGGUGGGAUGUGACAGUGCUUUGGCCGCCGCAGCAGCCAACCUGUCCAACCUUGUGGCCUUCCCGGUUCUGCUGCUUGGAAGCUGA